Messenger RNA from Camellia sinensis, 2044 nucleotides. RefSeq lists its product as uncharacterized. The record is from RefSeq and is a predicted model, not a curated record. Gene Ontology annotation, molecular function: acid phosphatase activity; inositol phosphate phosphatase activity. Lineage: Eukaryota; Viridiplantae; Streptophyta; Magnoliopsida; Ericales; Theaceae.
AGAACUGUAAUCGCUUUUCUCAGAAUUUCUCUUUUGCUUUCCCAUCCCACCAUACCAUUCGAGAGAGAGAGAGAGAGAGAAAAUGAAGGAGGCGAGUCUCAUGGUAUUGUUGUUAUCUGCACUCCUACUACACUCAAUCGCUGAUGAUGGAGCUUUCGACGUUCGCCAGCAUGUCUCCACUGUUACGAGGUAUGGUGUUGUGAAGGACAUAUCUGACAAUUCGUUUGUACCUUCUAACAUUCCAGACCAAUGUUCUCCUAUCCAUUUGAAUCUUGUGGCGAGGCAUGGAACUCGUGCUCCAACCAAGAAAAAGUUAAAAGAGUUAAAUGAUUUAGCCAUGCGUAUGGAAGUUCUUCUACAAGACGCAAAAGAGCAGAAGUUGGCUUUGCAGAAAGUUCCUGCCUGGUUUCGAGGAUGGAAAUCUCCUUGGCAAGGGAAGCUCAAGGGUGGUGAAUUAAUUAGUGAAGGAGAAGAUGAACUGUAUAAUCUGGGGAUCAGAACCAGAGACAAAUUUCCACAACUGUUUAACGAGGAUUACGACCCGGAUGUGUAUGCAAUAAAGGCAACUCAGAUUCCUCGGGCAUCAGCUAGUGCUGUAGCAUUUGGCAUGGGGCUAUUUAGUGGGAGGGGAAAUCUUGGACCAGGGCGCCAUCGAGCUUUUGCAGUAACCAGCGAAAGCCGUGCAAGUGAUAUAUGGCUAAGAUUCCAUGAUUGUUGUCAGAACUACAAGGCCUUUAGAAAAAGUCAGGAGCCUGCCGUUCAUAAGCUUAAGGAACCUGCCUUGGAUGAAAUUACGCAUGCAUUAGUGAGGCGUUACGAUCUGAAUUUUACAAGACAAGAUACAUCUUCUCUCUGGUUUUUGUGCAAAAAGGAAGCAUCCUUAUUGAAUAUAACUGAUCAAGCUUGUGCUCUGUUCACUCCAUCUGAGGUUGUUUUACUGGAGUGGACAGAUGAUUUGGAGCUGUUCAUAUUAAAGGGUUAUGGUAAUGCAUUAAACUACCGGAUGGGAGUGCCAUUGCUUGAAGAUGUUGUUCAGUCCAUGGAACAAGCUAUUAAGGGUAAAGAAGAAGAACAUGCUCCUGGCAGUUAUGAAAAGGCAAGACUGCGGUUUGCUCAUGCAGAAACUCUGCUUCCAUUCUCAUGUCUGAUUGGGCUCUUUCUUGAAGGAUCCGAUUUUGAAAAAAUACAAAAGGAACAACCCUUGCAACUCCCUCCAAAGCCACCUCAGAGAAGAAAUUGGAGGGGCAGUGUGGUGACGCCUUUUGGUGGCAAUAAUAUGAUGGUACUUUAUAGUUGUCCAGCUAAGUCUUCAAGCAAGUACUUUGUGCAAGUACUGCAUAAUGAACAUCCCGUUCCAAUGCCAGGCUGUGACAAUUCUGAUUUCUGUCCAUUUGAAGUUUUCAAGGAAAGAAUAGUUGCCCCUCAUUUAAAGCACGAGUACAAUACAAUCUGUAAUUUGAAGUCGGAAAACCCAGAGCCGAUGGCUCUCACCACCAUGCCUUCUUAGCUUAAUUUUCAGAUGCGGGACUGCUGCCCCUAGCACCGUUUCAUUUUCUUUCAAGCCGUAGCUCACACAACUGGUUACACUCGCUAUCUGGUCCUAAGGUUCUAACUGUGGGGCAUAUCGGAUGAGAUAUGAUCAUUCAAUUGCUUGUUCUUGUAUAUGAUUCGAGGGAUCAAGAAGUUAUAAAUCUUGUAUACAGAUUGUCCCGGUGGCUUUUUACUUACCUGUUUCUCUUUUUGUUUAAUCUGAUUGCCUCUUUAGAUUGAUGUGCUCAUGGAAGUUGAACUUUUUAGUAGGCCCUAAUUCUGAUAUCAAACUUCCGGAUUAUAUGCACAAUUGUCCAUAGGUGACCAUUAUCCACCUCUUCAUUGAUUUCACGUUAGACAAGGGGUCCAUUACUUUGGAAGAAUCAAUGGAAAAUGUGAAGUAAUGUUCACCUACUAUGGGUGAACAAAAUCGAACGUAUUAUUUAUAAUUGGCGUGAUGUUGUGUAAUUGACUCGUGAUAAAUGUUCCUCUUGUGCACUUAUCUCUUACGCUA